Messenger RNA from Mobula hypostoma (lesser devil ray), 4560 nucleotides. RefSeq names its product zinc finger protein 154-like. Gene Ontology annotation, molecular function: RNA polymerase II cis-regulatory region sequence-specific DNA binding; DNA-binding transcription factor activity, RNA polymerase II-specific. The record is from RefSeq and is a predicted model, not a curated record. The coding region runs from base 665 to 2191 and encodes 508 amino acids. The transcript has 10 exons. Lineage: Eukaryota; Metazoa; Chordata; Chondrichthyes; Myliobatiformes; Myliobatidae. Gene Ontology annotation, biological process: regulation of transcription by RNA polymerase II.
CGGGUGUAGCGGACCGGUGCUUGCAGUCAGAGAGCGAGAGUGAAGUACUAUGGUGGUAUCGUGGGAAAGGACGAGCUGGAGCCUUGUCUUGAUGAGGGGCAGGAUACAAAUGCAAGAGUUAGGCUGUAGGGGUUGGGGCAACUGUAGAGACAAGGCCAAGGAGCAGGACAGGAACAGGCACUGGCAGCUAUAUCCAUCCAUAGCAACUAGUUAGUCAAAUAAAACUGAGUUUGCAACCUUAAUGCAACAUUUACAAUUAAGUGACUUCUCCAUUUAAGAUUUUAUUUUCAUGGUUAAUGAUUUCCUUUCCAUUUGGAAAACUGGUGUUUUGUUAUUUGCAAGGGUAGUUUUGCAAAGGAGUGAUUUCUCUAUACACUACUCAUUUGGUAAAUUGGUUUAUUUUUGUUACAUGUAUGGAGGAGCUGUGAAAAACUUUUUGUUUUGCAUGCCAGCUAUAUACAGUAUAUUUUAUUUUAUUACAACUGUGCAUUGAGGUAGUACAAGAUGCUGUCUGACCUGCUGAGUAUCCCCAUUGUUGCCGGGAUUUGUUUCCGAAUCCCAGCAUCUGCGAUUGUUUGCUUUUGUCCAGGGCUAGGUGGAUGAGAAGUUGGCUUUCCUAUCCCCUUCUUUGAUUGAACUGGCAUCUCUUCGGACACCUGACCAGAUGGAAGUCAGUGGGCACCCGCUGGCACCGGUGAAUGAGAUGCUUAUUGUCUGUGAGAAAGCAGAAGCCACUAGCCCCCACGACAGAAACAGCUUCAAUUCUGAUUCAGCGAUGGCUCACGGUGAGGAGGGUCAUAGAGACACCACAGUGGACAGUCAGAUGGAGGCCAGCCCUAUGUGUCAAGGAAGCCAGGUUCCAGAAUCUGGACCAUUCACUGUUUCAGAGGGAACGGCUGGGAGUGAUCAGGUCACCAGAGCACCAAUAGCUGCUGCCGCUCACACACUAGAUGUGGCAAAAGAGAGCUGGGACCUACUGGAAACGGCGCAGGUACUGAGUGAAAUCGCCACGCCUUCUUUGCUGGAGAACAACCAGUUAGAAGCUGCCGGGCAGGCUGAGCCCUUCACUGAAGUGUCUGACCCUCAGGUCCUGGUCUUGUCAACGGUGCAGCAGGAAGAUUCAGAGCUUCAGGUGCCUGAGGAGAUGAUCCUGGAGCUCCCCAAUGGCAUCAAAAUGUACGGAAGGGACCUUGCGGUCAUCACUGAACUCCUACAUCCCUCCCAGGUCCUGCUGCAGACUGGCACCCGGAAGCUGACCCUGGCCACAGCAGACGCACUGCUCUCAGCGGGGUCCCUCAUCUUCACCAUGUCCCAGGAAACGAGCCCAGAGGAGCCUAUGGUAAAGCAGCCAGGUCCGGAAGUGGAAGGGAAGUUGUACAGAUGCUACCCCUGCAAUUUGACCUUCAAUCGUCGUGGCAACUACGUCCGACACAAGAAGAUCCACAUGGUUAACACUGAGGAUGAUGCCAGAUACAAGUGCCCCCAGUGUGACCGGCAGUUCAUCCAGCACUGUGACCUGCGACGACACGCUCACAUUCACAGCGGAACACAGCCCCACCGGUGUGACCUGUGCGGCAAGGCCUUCCUCAGGGCAAGCGACCUGGUGGUUCACAAGCGCUUUCACACCAAGGAUCGGCCUUUCCAGUGCAGUCAGUGCCAGAAAUCCUUCUUCCAGUCAGGUGAUCUAAGGCGACAUGUGAGGAACAUUCACAUGACCAACUCUCGGAUGCUGAGCUGUGGCCACUGUAAGAAGAAGUACACCAAGGAGGCAACACUGCUCCAUCACAUCCAGACCAUGCACCAGGACAUCUUGCUACGGACCCUGAAGGAACAGGGGCAACACAGCAGUGAGGUAAUGGUGUCAAAGGUUGGGAGUGGAACCGAGGAGGAAAGGUGCUUGGACACCUUCGUGGAGACGGGUUCUGUAGCUCCAGUACUGCCAAGCGAUCCAGGUGCCCGUGAGGAGACUGUCUUGCAGGAAGCACAUGGCACACAAUACAGUGCAGAGACUCACCCUUCCAUCUCAGGGCCACUCCUGGAAACCACACAGGAACAAACACAAGCACUCCUUGGCUGCAGUGACUCAGGCCCAAGCGUGGUAUUGAUCAAUAUGCAGCUUACAGCGCCCACACUGGCGAGACCGCUUGGGCCAGAGCAGGAAAAGGACUUGGACUGUCCAGCAGUGAAAUGAGACAUCCUGUCUGUUACUUUCAUCUUGUCAGAACACUGCCCAUUUUAAACAAAAAACUAGAUGAUAUUCCAAAGAAGAGAUGCUGUUUAAAUUUGUAGUUGUGAUGAGGAGGAUUUUCAUUCUGACCCAGGAAAGUUGGUCUUUAAACUACAUGACUGCUGCUGCAGCAGACAUACUUCUAGGGCUUGUGUGGUACUGCCACACACUACAGCAUGAGUCCAAAAUAACAGAUGAUUUAAUUUAAAAUCUGCCUCCAUUUGAGUUUUCUAAACUCAAUAACAACUUGAACUUACCUUUUACUGUAGUAACACAAAAAAUGCUGGAGGAACACAUCAACUCAGGCAGUAAUAUGUAAAGGAAUAAACAGGCAACGUUUUGAGCUAAGACUCUUCAUCAGGACCUCUUAACACAGGUCUCAGGAAAAGGAUUGAAGUUGUAUUUUGCUUGUAGUUCAGAGUGAGGCAGCUUUAAUGAGCACAACCCUUCCACAGCAAGAGAAAGAUUUAUUUUCCAGUUGGUGGUGGUGUUCAAGGAAUAAAUUGGGACCACGCGCUUAUUGUGUCUUUUAUCCCUGCUCCCAAAGGUAAUGCUUGGAGGAAUAUGAAGGACAGGUCACUUGUGGUCUUGGCUUAACUUCAGCCCACUAUGGAGAAGGUUUUCAAUUCAAAGGGACAGUUAUGUGUACAUGAUUUCCUCUGCUAGAGGACAUGGAACAUUAAGUCAAGGGCUGAAGCAGGCACUCUCUAAUAAUGCAGACCAGAACUGGACCUGGGGUCUCUGGUAAAAAGGUGGAAUUUGUCCGGCUCUCCAUCCACCUUCUACUGGGAAGGGACUAGUAUAAUACUGAAGCAAGAGAUGCUGCUUGCUGGAAAUUCAGAGUAAUGCACAAAAUGCUGAAAGAACUCAGCAAGUCCAGCAGCAUCUAGGGAGUGGCUGAAAUCAGAACUGAAAAGGAAGGAGAAAGAACCCAGAAUAAGGUGGGGUGGUAAAAGGAAGGAUUACAAGUUGGAAGAUGAUGGGUGAAGCCAGAUAAGUAGAUGGGAGAUGAAGAAAGAAGCUGGGAAGUGAUAGGUGGAAAGGUAGAAAGGUAAAGGGUUGAAGGGGGAGGAAUCUGCUAUGAGAGGACAGUGAACAAUGGGAGGAAGAGUAGGGGGCACCGGAGGGAGGUGAUAGGCAUUUGAGAAGGGAUGAAGAAUGGGGAAUUGAAAAAGGGGGAGGGAGAAUAUAAUUUCAACUUGGUGAGAUUAGUACAUGAUAGCUUACUGUACUAGUUACAGAAGUGACUGAUUGAGCCAUAGUGAAAAUACUAACAGACCAUUAAUGGUGCCUUUGCUGACAUUGUGACUUAACAUUAGGUGAUACCCAUGUAUAUUACUAAACAGCCAGUGAUAUGCCAAAACACGUCUUGAGGGAUCUUAUUCUUUUAGAGUUUUAGCAAUGAACCCAACUUGCCAUAUGACACCUAGUGAUGUUAGAGUGUAGGCCAACACCCAAAAGAGAGGAGUAAGCUGUUAGGAAUCUCUUCCAUCCAUACAGGCAGAUUGGAUCUUGUUUUAACAUCCGAGCCAAAAAGCCAGCUGUCAAAUAACUCAAAAAUAGAAGACCUGAAGACAGAGGCUUGCAACAUCCAUUAAGAUUGUUGGCACAGUACUUCACUUGAAAUGAUGAAUAUAAAUCAUGAAACCUGUUUCUGACUCUCGAGUGGUCACCAAUCCACGUGGUGGGAGUUAGCCCUCCGAAUCCUCCCACAUGUACUGCAUUUGUUUAGCAAUCAUGCCUCUGGCAAUGAUGACCCCGAUCUUCACCCUGCAUUGCAAUUGCUCAUCCAGGUUACUCCACCAAUGGCUCUUAGACCCUUGACCUCCACUAAGAGCAAUAGGAUACAGGUUCCUGUGAUUCCUUGUUACCGGGUCUAACUGCUGGAACUCACAGCUGAAAGGAAUUUCCCCAGAAGGACUCCCAUUUCAGGAUAAACACGUGUGGAUAAGUAGUACUGGCUGUGCUCACAUACAGUUUAUGAAUAAGGACCAUGAAACUAAGGGUUGCACUGUCCCUUUACAAUGAUUUACUGGGUUUAGAUGUUAGAGGGACAAGUUAGGCAGCCUGACCCUUUUCUCCUUGGAGUAGAGGAGACUGAGGGGUUCUGUCAAGCAUGGUAAAGUUGAGGCUUCAAGACACUUGGAGUAUUGUGAGCAAUUUUGGGCCCCAUGUCCAAGAAGAAGAUGUGCCAGCAUUGGAGGGGGUCCAGAGGAGGUUUAACAGAAUGAUUGCAGGAAUAGAAGAAUUAAUGUAAGGAGCAGUAAUGGCUCCUGGCUUGUACUUGCUGGAGUUUAGGAGAAUGGGGGGGGGGGGGAAGAGAGAGAAAGAAA